Molecule: messenger RNA, 915 nt
Organism: Copidosoma floridanum
Lineage: Eukaryota; Metazoa; Arthropoda; Insecta; Hymenoptera; Encyrtidae
Source: RefSeq, a predicted model, not a curated record
AUGUUGGACGAGCAAAUGGAGGUAAACCCACAGAAUGCCGACAAUUUUCAACGCCAGCAAAUUCUUGAAAGGCAGCUGCAAGAAAUUAAUACCCGGAUGAGGACCAUCAAAAAUAACGGUAAUGGUCAACCUCAAAUAGCCGUGGUUAGCAAGCAUGUGUCGGCACCACCAUACUGUAAAGAAAAUCCGCGUUUUUGGUUCGCCCAGCUCGAAGCUCUCUUUGACUUAAAUCGUAUUACAAGCGAUUCGAAUAAAUAUAAAUACGUCAUAUUAAGCUUGGAUCCGAGUUCGUCUAAUUUCGUGAGCGAUAUAGUUGCACAACCACCCGAAACCGACAAGUACCAGAAAAUAAAACAAAGAAUUCUGGACACAUUCACGGAAAGUGACGAAUCAAAGCUUCGAAAACUCUUGAGCAGAGAGCAUAUAAUUGACGAAAAACCAACGCAUCUUUUGCAAAGGCUAAAACAAUUAUCAGCGGGGCAGUGCAAUGAAGCGGUGCUACGUGCAAUUUUUCUGGACUACUUGCCAAAAAGCGUCAGAUCGCACCUCGUAGUUAAUGAAAACCAAGAAAUAACCCAGCUCGCACAACAAGCCGACAAAAUCGUUGAAAUUUUAAAGCCAACAAAAAGCGAAAUUUGCGCGGUAGAGACAAGGCAUGCGAGCCAUUCGGAAACAAACACGCACGCAGAAAUUGCUGAGCUCAAGCAAUUAAUAAACACACUUGCUCAAGAAGUCAAACGGCUCUCCGGUCAAGGACAACGCAACUCGCGGGAUAGGACCAGAUCACGCAGCAGGCAUCGCAAACAAAACAAAGACGACCCAAACCUUUGCUACUACCACAACAAGUUUGGUGACGAGUCCUACAAGUGUAAACAACCAUGUAGCAGAUAUGUAGCAAAAGGUCAGGGAAACUAA